This is a messenger RNA of Phytophthora sojae, 914 nucleotides long. RefSeq lists its product as hypothetical. The transcript has a single exon. Gene Ontology annotation, biological process: mitochondrial translation. Gene Ontology annotation, cellular component: mitochondrial small ribosomal subunit. Gene Ontology annotation, molecular function: structural constituent of ribosome. The record is from RefSeq and is a predicted model, not a curated record. The coding region runs from base 79 to 723 and encodes 214 amino acids. NCBI's taxonomy places the organism in Eukaryota, Oomycota, Peronosporomycetes, Peronosporales, Peronosporaceae.
UCUACCCGGAAGUCAUCAGGUAGCGUGUGGAGCUCCUCGCUCAUAACCCAGCACUUGAUAGGGACGAGUAGGACUAGGAUGCUGGCAAAGCAGGUGACGCGCGCGCUGCGCCGGCCAUCGGCCGUGCGCUUCCUGGCCACGGCCGACGAGUCCGCGGCCAAGGCGCCGGCCGCGGCCCCCAAGUUCCGCAAGAAGAAGACGUUCCAGUUCUCGGGCAAGGACGUGGAGCAGGCCGCGCCCCUCGAGGAGUUCGCGUACCCGGCGUACUGGGACGAGGACUUCCCCAAGGACUUCGACGACGCCAUGAAGCACGAGGUGGAGAAGCUGCAGAUCUUCGCCGACUUCACGCCGUACCUGGACCUGUCGUGGCAGCAGCAGAUCCACCCGGCGUUCGACGGCGCGGCCAUCAAGAUGACGCUCAACUGCCCGCUCGAGGACUUCGACGAGCGGCUCUUCGUCAACGACAGGAACACGUACGACACCAAGGUGUCCAUGGAGAUCCCCAUGAGCUGCUUCAAGGGCCUCAGCCCCAAGGCCAAGGACGUGGUCGCGCAGCUCGCCGGCCCGCGCUACCACGCCAACAAGAAGAUGCUCAAGAUCACCGAGGACCGCUACAACACGCGCGUGUUCAACCACAAGCGCAUCUGCGACAUCCUGCGCGAGCUCACGGAGACGGCGCUCGAGCUCACCAAGGACGAGCAGCCCAAGCCCAAGAAGCAGUAGACGGACGUAGUCUUCGCUUGCCCGCUCGCUCUUUUGGCGUUGCUAGAGAGCACCAGCAGCCAUCGCGUGUUGCUAUGUUCUAGGCUGCGCGUGUGGCUGCUAGUUGUAAAUGCUCGAGGCAAUUCAAGAAAGCAGGCAGUCAAGCAGGCAGAUAUCUCGGAUAUAUACUUUUGGCUCGACAUUAGAUACUU